This is a messenger RNA of Trichoplax adhaerens, 843 nucleotides long. RefSeq lists its product as hypothetical. Gene Ontology annotation, cellular component: cytoskeleton. The record is from RefSeq and is a predicted model, not a curated record. The transcript is spliced from 3 exons. Bases 1 to 843 code for a protein of 280 amino acids. Lineage: Eukaryota; Metazoa; Placozoa; Uniplacotomia; Trichoplacea; Trichoplacidae. Gene Ontology annotation, molecular function: actin filament binding.
AUGGCCGCCCAUUUGAUGCGUGUCUCGCUGAGACAAGCUCUUAAACGAAGUGCCAACUUAGGUGCAGUAUAUAAUUUAACAAAUGUUCGCCAUGACAGCACAAAAAGUCCGAAAUGGAAUAAUAACAACGUACGUGAAGAUCUUGCUACGGCUUACCGUGGUAUAUUCGAAUACGGUCUGUCAGAAGGAAUUUGUAACCAUCUUACAGCGAUUGCACCAGCUCGUAAAGGCAAAGAUUACGUUGCAUUAGUAAUUCCGUAUGGAUUACAUUGGUGCGAAGUUACACCUGAAAAGUUAGUGGGCCUAAACUCAAAUGAGAAACUCGUGGAAGGUGAUGGCGAGGCUGAUAUUACCGCAAUGAAGAUUCAUUUUGGCAUAUAUCGUGCCAGAUCUGACGUUAAAUGUGUUAUGCACUGCCACAUGCCUUAUGCAACCUCCGUCGCUUGUUUAGAAAAGCCAGUACUUGAAAUGAUACAUCAAAACUCUGCUCGAUUUUACAAUAGAUUUGCUUUUGAUCUGGGAUAUACUGGUUUGGCAACAGCAGAUGAGGAAGGUGAUAGACUUGCUCGUGUGCUAGGUGAUAAAACUAUAUUAUUCAUGGGCAAUCAUGGUGUUCUUGUUGCUGCAUCGACUAUUCACGAAGCUUUCGAUACAAUUUACUAUGUUGAAAGGGCCUGCAUGUAUCAAGUCCUUGCUUCUGCAACCGGAAAAAAAUUAAAUGUAAUUCCUGAUGAGCUGUGCGAAAAAAUAUCAAAACAAUUCUAUGCGGACAAGACAUAUAUGUUAAAGCAUUUUCAAGCUGUUAAACGCAUGCUAUCAAACUCUGAUGUCGACGCUUUCUGA